AUGAGGCUCAUAAAUGCUGAUUCCCUCCAGUUGGAGGAAAUCUUUGACGACGACAUGCCUCAAUACGCGAUUCUCUCUCACAAUUGGAAAGAGAUGAAGUUACGUUUCAAGAUCUCUGCUGGCUCCACGAAUACGAGGAGAAUCGCGAAGCCUUUGCUUCUUUUACGAAAACGGUCCGACAAGAUUGUCCAGAGCGCACGCCUUGCAAAAGAACACCAUUUUCAAUAUGUUUGGGUCGACACGUGCUGUAUAGACAAGAGCAAGGCGGAUACAUGUCUUGUGUUUUUGUCGGAUUUUGGGCCAGAUAAUGCCAUGACCGCCCUUUUCGAGUUCGCACAGUGCAGGUGGUUUACGAGGGGACAUUGGGAGCCCGUAGGAGUUAGCAACUCCUUGCAAGAUCAAAUCUCGGAAAUCACUGGCAUACCAAGGACUAUCUUGGCACAUGAACGUUCGUUUAAAGAUGUUUGCCUAGCAUGGAGAUUGUCGUGGGCAAGUAGGAGACAGGCUUCACGCAAAGAAGAUAUGGCGUACUGUCUCCUUGGUCUCUUCGACAUCAAUAUGUCUAUAUUGAGAAGAACAGAACUCGUCGCAAUGCAAAGAUCGAGGUCUCAGGUGCAAAGGAGGGGAAAUCUGAGCAUCAUAGGACGAGAAACACAAGCCACAUACGCGAAGCAAUUUCGCAAUCACAACAUGUCCCAUUAA
Messenger RNA from Colletotrichum godetiae, 702 nucleotides. RefSeq lists its product as uncharacterized. The coding region runs from base 1 to 702 and encodes 233 amino acids. The record is from RefSeq and is a predicted model, not a curated record. Lineage: Eukaryota; Fungi; Ascomycota; Sordariomycetes; Glomerellales; Glomerellaceae. The transcript has 7 exons.